Molecule: messenger RNA, 2291 nt
Organism: Tarenaya hassleriana
Lineage: Eukaryota; Viridiplantae; Streptophyta; Magnoliopsida; Brassicales; Cleomaceae
Product: pentatricopeptide repeat-containing protein At5g39980, chloroplastic
Exons: 1
Coding region: 43-2106 (687 amino acids)
Molecular function (GO): protein binding
Source: RefSeq, a predicted model, not a curated record
UACAUUAUCUAGGCUCAAGUAGAUAUUUCAAUUGUGUCUGCGAUGGUAGUAGACAUUGUUUCAUCAUCUCCUCCUCCUCUUCCGCCAUUGCCCUUUGUCGGACCUCAUCAUAUUUACAUCUUCAUACCCUUCUCGAACCCUAGAACCAGGAAGCGCAAUACCCAUCUCCUUCUCCACUCUGUCUCUGCUUCGUCUUCACCAUCCUCACCAACCAAAGGUGCAUGGAGAAGAACGCCGGAGAAGGCGACGCCGUCGUUUCAGGGGUUCCCGAGACGUCGGAGGUACCAAAGGUCUGUCCUUUCCGAUCACAGCGUCGACAUGGACGAGCUUCUGGCUUCGAUAGACCAGACCCAGAACGAGGAAGAGCUCUAUUCCGUACUUUCUCCCUACAAGGACAGACAAUUGUCCAUACGGUUUAUGGUUUCUCUCCUUUCCCGCGAAAAGGACUGGCAGAGAUCUCUGGCAUUGCUCGAUUGGAUUCUCGAGGAAGCCAAGUACACGCCCUCUGUUUUCGCCUACAAUGUCGUUCUCCGCAAUGUCCUCCGGGAUAAGCAGUUUGACAUUGCGCACGGACUGUUCGACGAAAUGCGCCAGAGAGCUCUUGCUCCUGAUAAGUACACUUACUCUACACUGAUCACGUCAUUUGGCAAGGAGGGUAUGUUCGAUUCGGCUCUUUCUUGGCUUCAAAAGAUGGAACAGGACCGCGUUCCUGGUGAUCUUGUGUUGUACAGCAACUUGAUCGAGCUUUCGAGGAGGUUGUGUGAUUACUCCAAGGCUAUUUCGAUCUUUUCGAGGUUAAAGAGGUCUGGUAUCACGCCUGAUAUUGUUGCAUAUAACUCGAUGAUCAAUGUGUAUGCUAAGGCCAAGCUGUUUAGAGAGGCACGGUUGCUUAUUAAGGAGAUGAAUGAAGCUGGUAUCUCGCCCAAUACUGUUAGUUACUCCACCUUAUUGAGCAUGUAUGUUGAGAACCAGAAGUUCUUGGAAGGUUUAUCUGUUUUUGCAGAGAUGAAGGAGGUGAAUUGCCCGCUUGAUCUAACCACUUGCAAUAUAAUGAUCGAUGUUUAUGGUCAGCUUGAUAUGGUAAAAGAAGCCGAUAGAUUGUUUUGGAGUAUGAAGAAAAUGGGCAUCGAGCCAAACGUUGUUAGCUAUAAUACCAUCUUGAGGGUAUAUGGCGAGGCUGAGCUUUUCGGUGAAGCCAUUCAUCUUUUCAGGUUGAUGCAGAGGAAAGACAUUGAACAGAAUGUGGUUACUUUUAACACGAUGAUUAAGAUCUAUGGGAAAUCUCUCGAGCAUGAAAAAGCAACGAAUCUUGUGCAAGAGAUGCAGAGCCGAGGAGUUGAACCUAACGCCAUUACAUACUCGACUAUUAUAUCGAUCUGGGGCAAGGCAGGGAAAUUGGACCGAGCUGCGCUGCUCUUUCAGAAGUUGAGAAGCUCGGGAGUGGAGAUCGAUCAAGUUCUUUAUCAAACAAUGAUUGUGGCUUACGAAAGGGUUGGUCUAGUGGGUCAUGCUAAACGCCUGCUACUGGAGUUAAAGCGCCCGGAUAAUAUCCCUAGGGAAACAGCUAUUACCAUUCUUGCCAAAGCUGGUAGGAUCGAAGAGGCAACAUGGGUUUUCCGUCAGGCUAUUGAUUCUGGCGAGGUAAAAGACAUAUCGGUUUUCUGCUGUCUGAUCGAUCUCUACUCCAGGAACCAAAAAUAUGCUAAUGUCAUGGAGGUAUUCGAGAAGAUGAGAGAAGCUGGUUAUUUCCCCGAUUCCAAUUCAAUAGCUCUAGUCUUGAAUGCAUACGGGAAACGACGUGAGUUUGAGAAGGCGGAUGCGGUUUAUAGAGAAAUGCAAGAGGAAGGAUGUGUGUUCCCAGAUGAAGUUCAUUUCCAGAUGUUGAGUAUAUAUGCUGCAAAGAAAGACUUCGACAUGGUGGAGAAGCUGUUCGAGAGAUUAGAUUCUGAUCUCAACGUCAACAAGAAAGAGUUGCAUCUUGUCACUGCUGGGCUUUACGAAAGAGCCAACAGACUAAACGAUGCUUCGAGGAUCAUGAACCAAAUGCGAGAACGUGGAAUUCUGAAGCCGUUUUCCGACGAUACAUAUCUGAAUAAACGUGUCUGAAUACUCUGUAAUGCAGACUUCCUGUGUAUCUGCAGUUUCUGUAAUGUGUGUAUAUGUAAAGUCAAAAGCUUCAAUGCAUUCCAGUCUGAUACUAACUUCAUACAUUAAGACAAAAUAAUCUUGACUUCAAGAUUACAGUUUGGAUUAAAACUCCCUAAAAUUCGUUGAAAGUUUUCAGUUUUCAA